Molecule: messenger RNA, 6125 nt
Organism: Leptopilina boulardi
Lineage: Eukaryota; Metazoa; Arthropoda; Insecta; Hymenoptera; Figitidae
Gene: jing
Exons: 8
Coding region: 448-3228 (926 amino acids)
Biological process (GO): regulation of transcription by RNA polymerase II
Cellular component (GO): ESC/E(Z) complex
Source: RefSeq, a predicted model, not a curated record
AGUUGUGCUAUAUAUGUAUUGGCAAACUAUUCUUUUUUUUGGGGGGGCGGGUGGAGGAAUUAUUAAUUAACGCAUAACGCGUUAUUUAAAAAUUAGUUAAUUAAAUUAAAAUAAGUUUUCUCUAGAUAUUUGUUUAAAACCACGUUAUAUAUGUAAAUAAUAAAAUUUUAUAUAUUGAGAUAAAUUUAGGAAUUAUAUAAGUAGAAAAUAGUUGCAUUUCAUGUUGAGAAUAUAAAUAUGCUAAAAUAGUAAAAAUUUAAAGUAUAUAAUUGAGAAAAAUAAUUUAUGAUAGAAAAGUAAAAGAAAUGAAGUGCAAUAAAAAGUGAGAUUCCCAAUAAGUUGUUACGUCCCUGUCUUAAAGAGGAUGGGAGGGCAAGGAAACCGGUGCUUGACUGUUUGAGCGAACAAGAGAGACUAGUGCUGUCGAGCGCUAGUGUUUGUUACAAGAUGGCAGACGACGUGCCAUCCACAGGAGACGACGCGGCCAUCAACCUGAGGGACGACAAUCGCCGCGUAUCUCGGGAGCGGCAUAAACGCCUCUUGUUGGAAUCUGCGUUAGAUUCCACAAAAAUUUGUCUUUUCCCACAAGAUACAACAACAAAAAUAAAUGGAUUAUAUCAGUGCUUAAACGUGAUUGACAAUGUUACUAGUGAUAUUAAUAAAAGUUGUAACAAAAGCAAUAACCAAAAAGUAAUAGUUGUAGUGGAUGAUUCUCUAAGUUUUACACCAUCGAGCGAUAAUGAUAAUAAUGAUGAUGAUGAUGAUGAUUGUCAAGACAUCAAGACAAAAAACAACGUCGAGGAGAAUGAUGAUGACAACAAAUUGCAGCUCAGCAACAAAGAAGAUAAUGAUGAUGAUGUAAAUAAUAGACUCUUGAAUGUGAGCCACAGUGUUGAAUCGACAAAUGUAACAUUGCUAACAACAUCAUGGACAUCGAUGUCGACGAUUGAUCCACUAGGAGUAAAUGUAGUGAAUGGAUCAUCGCUUAUGACAUUAGGCUUAGUUGAGUCGGUUAAUAAAACGGGAAGAAGUGAACGAAUAGUGAAAGAAAGAAGUGCGACUAUUAAAAGUAUGGGCAAAAGUGGUUGUAUUAAAAGUAAUAAGAAGAAAAUAGAAAAAAUGAUUUCAGCAAUAGUGCGCAGUGAGUCGCGUGAAGUUGGUAAAGACAACAAGCAAGAAGAUGUAGCUAAGGACAAGAAAGGAUUGUCUCAAGGUCGAGUUAUAACAACUCGUUUACAGGAUACAUCCUUUAAGAAACAAAUCAAAUCCUCGGAAGACACGCUCAUCGGGCCUUGCGGCAAGAAACGGUGCGCCGAUCGAUACGAUAGCUCCGAGAGCUCCGACAGUGGCGUAACGGUAUCAUACGGAGAGAGUAGUAGCAGUGGAACAAGUGACAUAACAGAGCCAGGAUCACCUUGUAGCACAAGUAGCGACGAAGGACUAGGAAUUCGUGCAGCCUCAGCGAGGCUUACACUUCCAUCCUUGGCUUGUAAAAUGCCACCAUCUGCACCAGUUUUGCCUAAUGAUUCCAGGCCUCAAUGGCCAUGGACACCAUCACUUGCCAAAACAGCAUGCACGACAUUUAAAAGAUUAAAAGCCGAACCAGAAAUUGUCACAUCAUCAACUCGUGUUGAAUCAUCAUCUAGACAAGUAACUAAAACCACGAACAAGAGUCUUCAUCAAGAAUCUCAAGGAAAAAUCACUGAAUACUUUAAGACUCAAGUAAAACCACAACAACAAAAGACUAAAAAAACAACGGAAAUGUCUGUUCACGUUACUAAAAAUUCAACUGAAUUCCGUCAUCCAUCGACAGUACAAAGAAAUAAUAAAAGUGGCCUAUCAAAAUAUUUAUCAAAUAAUAAAAGAACAACCAAUGUCAAAGACUGGAACGUGAGAUCAUUAACAAUACCAACGUCAACAACAAAAAAAUCUCCUCUUGUUCUAUUACCAAGAAGUAUUGUGAAAUUAGAAAGAAAACUGCCAAAAUCAAUACCAACACUGCCUGUUACAAAUAAUGAUAUAAUAUCAACACUGCCAAAUAGUAAAAUUUCGUCCCUCAGGUUAAAUUCCGAUUCAAAUUCAGUAAUGGAAAAAGGAAAUGGAACGUCUCUUAAAUCGUCAUCAUCAUCUGAUGAUAAUUCAGAAUCAACUACUAGCUUUAAGAAUAAUAUAAUAUGCAUUAAUGAAAAUAAUAAUGUGAGCAAUAAUUUAUUAACAUCGACAACAUCAUUAAUAUCACAAGGCGAUCAUUUGUUUGUGAGAAAUUCAAUAGCGUCAAAUUUAAAUAAAAAGGAAGUUGAUGUUCUUCCUGAUGAAGAGGAAGAUGAUGAAGAAGAGGAUUCAUCGAGAGAUGGAAUAGAAACAAAACCUCCAUUAUCACCAAUACUUUCGGCACCUACUACUAUUAGAUUUCCUGCGCAAACACCUGAUAAGGAUAGAUCAUCAUCGUCAGGUGGUAGUGGUUUUUGUCGAUGGGACAAAUGUGAGGCAAUUUUUGAAUCGAGUGGUUGUUUACUCGAACACUUACAGGUUGCACACAUCAAUACACAAACUGGAGGUGAUAAUUUCGUAUGUCAUUGGCAAGGAUGUAAAGUAAAAGGAAGAACAUCAUGCUCACGAAGAUGGUUAGAGAGACAUGUUAUGUCACAUGGAGGCAACAAACCAUUCCGAUGUAUAGUUGAUGGUUGCGGAAGUCGAUUCAGUUCUCAGAUUGCUUUAGAAAGACAUGUCAAUGGUCAUUUUAAUCAGCCAGAAACAAGUAAUAAUAGUAAUAGACGCAGCUUUGAAAACAGUGGUAAAAUGAUGAGAAGAAAUGGCAAACGUCUUAGAUAUAGAAGGCAACCUUGGUCUGCAAGACUAUUCGAUUAUUUUGACACUGGCAUAAUGGAAGGACUUCAACAUCGUUUACUAGAAUUGGCAAAGUCAAGAACUCAAGGAAAACUUGCUGAAACUCCAGGAAACUCUAUGACUUUAACAAGUCAGAUUAUAGCCAAAAGGGUUGAGAAAGAUGGAAAAAUUAAAUUUCUUUUACGAUGGCACCCUCAUGGCAUAAUUACUGAUGAAUGGGUUUCCGAAACUGAAGUACAAGGAACAAAAUAUGUUGAAAUUCGUAAAAUGGCAACCUUAUGUCCUGAUGAAAUUAAUCAUGCUCUAUAUCCUGCCAUUAAUAAUGAUAAAGCACCUCAAGCAAGGCGAAAACAUGGACGAAAACCAAUGAAAAAUUCGUGAUGUCGCAUCAUUAAAGAAGAAACAAACUGUUACGUAAUAGGAAGUAAAAAAAAUUAUUUUGCCUAUGUUUUCUAGACCUUCAACAAGGGGCGAAUGGAAUGUCAGAACAAAAUUACAAGAAAAAAAAUGGAGGACAAACAAAAAUUAGAGGCAAUAAAGAAAAAAAAGGCAAUAUUUAAUAGAUAUCAAAUGAAAGAAAAAAAAGAAAAAAAACUAAACAACUAUAUUGCAGUAAUUUCAUGAAAAACAAUGAAGACUUAUUAUAUACACAUUUAGUACUAUAUCGAACAAAACAACUAAAGGUACUGCUUAUUUAUUUACAUAAAUUAUUAUAUGUAAUGUAAAGCUGAGUGCAUCGAAAUAGACUAUUUGUCCUUUUUGAUGAUGAAAGAUUCCUAAUGCAAACAGCGCAAUUUCAUGAAAUUCGAGCUCCACUUCGCAAGUGCCUCAUCAUAAAUAUUACAACAACAAAAAGAAAAAUGAGAGUAGCGGAAGUAGAAAAGAAUAUAGAGAAACACAAUCGAUUUUAAAACAAGUAUAUCGAUUACCAGGAGAUAAUCACUUCAGUGGCCUUAGGAAUCCAUUAAUAUCUUUAAACUGAUUCUUUGUCAAUUCUGAAUUUUCGCUUUAUUUCUAGAAUAUUGAUCUAAAGCGAAAACUCGUUGAACAUUGAAUCAACGAGCUUUAAACCUUUGGCCUCUAUUAUUAUCAAUCUUUUCUUAAUUAUACCGCCUUCCAACAAGACAUAAUAAGAACAUUGUGAAUCUAAUAUAUUGAGUGCGAAAAUAUAAAAAAAAAACUUGUAGUCAUGUCACAUUUUACUCAAUGGGAUUCACAGUUAUAACUUUAUUAACUAGAAAUAAUAUUUAAUUUUUCUCUAAGUAAAUGGAAUUUUUUUUUGUUUUUCGAUUUUUUUUUCGAGUAGAAAAAGAAGAGAAAAAAGGGAAAUAUUAAUAUAAGUAUUAUCAAUUUUUUCCCAUUUGAUUUCUAUCAAUUUCUUAAUAAUUCCUCCAGUGUUUGUUGAGAAAUAUUUUCAAUUAAAAAUAAAAUUAGUAACAAAAAAAUUAAAUUAAUUAAUAGCAAGAGCUACAAAAAAAGGAGACAUCGUGAUUAAAAUUGACGACAACUCCAAUAAGAUUCUUGAAUGAAUUUGAGAACUUAAAAAUUUGAUAACUUAAAUUGUUCUUGAUUCUUAAAUGACUCGAGGACAAAAAAAAACAUUAAAGACUUAAGAUCAAAUUUUUGACAUGUUUAUAUUCUCGAAUCUAUUCAAGAACUCGAAAUUAUUAAAAUUCUCAAAAAAAAGGCCUAAAAUUACAAAAAUUGUUGUCAAGUUGUCGGAAGAAUCAUGUUUUCAAUUAACAAUUCUGUACGAAUAAAAUAAAAAAUUCGUUACAUUGAAAAUUUUAACAUUUAAAAAUUCGAUUCACAUAGAAUUCUGUUAAAUGAGAAUUCGACUAAAUUAAAAUGGUUUUAGAUACAAAUUUGGAUAUAUAGAAAUUUUGUUGAUUCUGCUAAAUAAAAUUUUGUUUCAUAAAAAUUCGGGGUAAAAACUGUCCGUGUUUUGUGAAAUUUCAAAAUCGAAAUUUUUUUUUCUAAUCAAAAAUACUCCUAGAUACGAAAUAUCAUAAAAAUUUGAUAAUUCUAUGAAUUUACAUUUUGUUUUGUAUUUAAAAAAUUUUUUUAUUGUAAUAUUUAUGGAUACCAAUCAAAUAAUUUGAAAUUAAAUUGUUUAUUAGAAAUGAAUUAAUUGUAAAAUUAAAUUAUUCUAAAAACUGAGAUAUGAGUCAAAAAUAUUUGAUUAAUUUUUUUGUUCUCUCAAUUUUCACAAAUUUAUUUUCUCACUAUGAACUGUUAAUCCCAAAUGAAGUAAAAUGCAUAGACUACAAUAUAUUUCUGAUACUACGCAUUGUGGUCUGAUUAUAUUGAAAGAAAAAAAAAUGAGGAAAAGAAAGUUUUAAUCACUAUUUCAAAAAGCACGACGAAUUCUCUUAUAUUCGAUAAGAGAGUGGAAUAGAAUGUCAUUUACUUAAAAAAAAAAAAAACGUUAAUUUUUCGUCGGUAUUUGACAUUGUGAUAAAAAUAAAUGUGUAUACAUUUUAGAUUUAAGUAUAUUUGUACAUUAAGAGAAUCAGUUUUGUUUGAAAUGUAUAUAUAAAAGGUCCAAAAUUUUGGUAAAUGAAAUUAGGAGCUUGAGAGUGUUGAAAUUCUCAGACAUAAACAUAUAUAUAUAUAUAUAUAAAUAUAUAUAUAUAUGCAUAUACACAUACCCGCUAAGGAUCACUGCCAGUAUAUGAAUGUAAUGAAGAAUUUUUUUUUUAUGAUUAACUAUUAUCAUUACUAUUAAUUUUUAUUUGAAUAUUUUAUCGCUAUUAAUACUAAUACUGCUAUAUUAAAAAUAACUCCCUAUAGUUUUAACUAUGUACAUUCUAGUAUUUUUAGCAUGUGUGUAUCGACUCUUCGUUAAUUGCAUAUAUAUACAUAUAUGAAGUGCGGUUCACAUUUGGAUUUUGUAAAUAAUUAGAGAAAUUUUUCGAACAUUGUCAAUUUACGUCUGUAUAAUCUAAUUCCGUCAUAAGUUACCAGGUUCUAUAGUAAAAAAAAUAUUAUGUGUACGUCCAAGUUUGCAAGAUGCAAAAUUUUUUUUACAUUUUUAAUUAUGUCAUAAAAAAUUGUUUCAAAUUUCAAUAUUGCGGUAAAAAUUAAUUUUCUUCACUUUUUUAAAUUCAAAUAAGAGUGAAAAAUUUCCGCAAAAUUGCAGCAUAUUAAAUUUGUCACAAACUUACAUAUCUAAAUAAUUUAAUUCUUAAAAGUUAAAUUUUUAACAGAAUAUAAAGUACUAUUCUUUAUUUUCAAUUAAAAAAAAAUAUUCAAUUUUCUAAAAAAAAAAAUAAGAA